Molecule: messenger RNA, 4565 nt
Organism: Gadus macrocephalus (Pacific cod)
Lineage: Eukaryota; Metazoa; Chordata; Actinopteri; Gadiformes; Gadidae
Product: E3 ubiquitin-protein ligase RNF19B
Exons: 10
Coding region: 736-2760 (674 amino acids)
Biological process (GO): protein polyubiquitination; positive regulation of proteasomal ubiquitin-dependent protein catabolic process; ubiquitin-dependent protein catabolic process
Cellular component (GO): cytoplasm; ubiquitin ligase complex
Molecular function (GO): ubiquitin conjugating enzyme binding; zinc ion binding; ubiquitin protein ligase activity
Source: RefSeq, a predicted model, not a curated record
CUCUCUCUGGCCGUGGCGGUGCCACCCUACAGAAUCCACCUCGCUGCUCGUUUCUGCUCGGAUAUUAAAGGCAGGGGAUUCUGUCACCGUGCCGUGGUGCUGAAGGGGGAGGAGCCAGUGGUCGAUUCAACACACUGCACACACACAGAGACACAACGCGCCAGGGAAGAGUUGCGGGCAAAGACACUGCUAACCCGUCAGAGACCAGUGAGGAAGAGGUGCCAUCUCUCGGCCUAGCACUUUGGACGACUUGAGAGACGUUUGGUGAAGGCGGGGGAGGAAGAGCAAGAGACAAAAAGAGAGAGGGAGAAGAAGGAGAAGAAGAAGAAGAAGAAGAAGAAGAAGAAGAAGGAGGACAAACACCUAAACGAGACUCCAAUCGCUCUCCGGAGAUGUUCUCCUCCUCGCGGUCGUCUCUCUCUCUCUUUCUCUCUCGCUCGCCCUCCCUUGUACGGCACAGCCGACGUCCGUCCUCCAACGCUGAGCUGUGCCAAGGUUGAGUUGACACGGCCACACACACAAACACACAACCAAACAGUAACACGCAUACACACAAACACAAACUUGGAGAAGAAUAUGUGGCAGAAGACACAGAGAUAAACACACACAAUCAAACACACUUGACAACACAGGCGGCAUCAGACACACACACACACACACACACACACAUGGUGGCCUUGUGUUCAUGGUCUCAGAACCGCCUCACCACAGCAUCCCGGGCCCCCGCUCCAGACCAUGAGGAGACCCAAGCAGCAGACGGGGCACCUUAGCUUCCUUAACUUCUUCAGCCGGAAGCCCAAGCCAGAGCCCGGGCCAGAAAAGCCUGCGGAAGUCUGGCCAAAGGACGAGGUGGUCAUCACCCUCACACCCAGCGACCAUCCACAGCUGGAGGAGAACCUCUCAACAAGCACCGCCGUUGAACUCUGCGUUCCGGUGACGGAUGGAGCAGACGUGAGAGUCGAUACAAAAGCCGACGAUGGGAGCGGCGAGGAAGCGUUCCCCGCGGGGGAGUGCUGCUCAGACGGCGGCGCCGGGGUGGACGUCGACGGCGGCGGCGGCGGCUCGGCCGACGUCCUGUCCCUGUCCUCCUCCGGCCAGGAGCAGCUUCUGGACGAGCACCUGGAGGAGUGCCCGCUGUGCCUGCUCAGCCAGCCGCGCCGCCACUUCCCCCGCCUCUCGUCCUGCUCGCACCGGGCCUGCUCCGACUGCCUGCGGCAGUACCUGCGCAUCGAGAUCUCAGAGAGCCGCGUGGGCAUCGCCUGCCCGCAGUGCGCCGAGCCGCUGGCGCCGUCGGACGUGCGCGCCGUCCUCGACGACCGGGCGCUGCUGGAGCGCUUUGAGGAGUACCAGCUGAGGCGCUUCCUGGCCAACGACCCCGACACCCGCUGGUGCCCGGCGCCCGACUGCAGCUACGCGGUGAUCGCCUACGGAUGCGCCGAGUGUCCCAAGCUGAGCUGCGGGCGCGAGGGAUGCGACACAGAGUUCUGCUACCACUGCCGCCAGCUGUGGCACCCCGACCAGACGUGUGACCAGGCCAGGCGCCAGCGCGCCCGCCACACGUCGGGCGGCCAUGACGGCUCCACGCUCUACGUGUUCAACGAGGACCCCAGCGGAGAUGCGGAGGAGAUCAAGGCGUGCCCGCGCUGCGGCGCUUACAUCAUGAAGACCAACGAUGGCAGCUGCAACCGCAUGAACUGCACCGUGUGCGCCUGCCAGUUCUGCUGGCUGUGCAUGCAGGAGAUCACCGACGUGCACUACCUCAGUCCCUCAGGCUGUACCUUCUGGGGGAAGAAGCCUUGGUCCCAGACACGUAAGGUCCUCUGGCAGGUGGGCAUGCUGCUGGGGGCCCCAGUGGUCAUCUCCCUGAUCGCAGGGAUAGCCAUACCAGUCAUCAUAGUGGGCAUACCCAUCUACAUGGGCCGCAAGGUUCAUGGUCGCUGUAAAAAAAACAACAUCUCAGGAAGUAAGCAUUAUUUGACCGUGGCAAGUGGAGUGAUGAUGUCAGUGUUUGUGUCGCCGGUCAUAGCAGCCAUCACCGUGGGUAUGGGGGUGCCCCUCAUGCUGACGUAUGUCUACGGGGUGGUCCCCAUGUCCCUUUGUAGGAACGGCUGGUGCCGCCCUCAGGGUGACCCCCCCGACUCACACAAGAUCCAGCUGGAGGACCUAGCUAGCUAUCUUCUGUUCUCUCACGUAGUCAGUGACCACUGGACGGGUCAAAACAAUCCGGGAAAUCCUGGCAACACCCACUUGCAGGAAGUUAAAGUCAGUGUACAGGAAGUGGGUGUGCUCCCUAGUACGAGCACGGCACCACCCGAGGUGAAUGCCUGCACAGGAUUGGAGGAAGCCACGGAAAGUCCUGGAUACUUGCAGAAGGCUAGCCAAUCAGAAUGCGAGUUGGUUGUGGUGCCCGAUGGCAAGCUGAGCGACACUCAAGCCUUCUCCUUAAGAGAUGGGACCAGUAUUAAGGUGCGGGUGGAGAUUGAGACCCACCCCAGGGGGGCGCGCCAGACCAGCCUGAGCAGCGUGCUGUCCGGCCACAGCCUCUCCGUGGAGUCCCUGGGACACUCCCGGCCCCAGUCGCUGUCCCAGGACUACCCGUGUGCCUCAGAACCUGCAGACAAGAAAGGAGCAGGAGGAGGCAGGGGAGGAAGUGGAGGAGGAGGAGGAGGAGGAGACGAAGGAGGAGGAGGAGUCAAGAAGUUGGAGGCAGGGGAGACCGAGGGGACUUUUUGGCCCGUCUUUGAGCUUGACGCAGUGUGAGGGCGUCACAACCCCACAGGGUUGAAUACCCGACUGGGUUUUUUGCAGAGAAACAAAGGGUCUUUGUGGCUACCACUGGACCGGUGUAACCCAGCCUGGCGUGGCCUGAGAGGAGCACGUAGCAUCGGCCAUCCCACCCGUUGCCUUUUUUAUCCUUGGCCUAUGAAGGAGAGGAAAGUGUGAAGGAGGAGCUUGAGCAUUUGUGUGUGUGUGUGUGUGUGUGUCUGUGUGUGUGAGUCUCCAUGUGUUUAUGAGCAUGCGUGUGUGUUUUUGUCUGCGUGUGUGUGUGUGUGUGUGUGUGUGUGUGUGUGUGUGUGUGUGUGUGUGUGUGUGUGUGUGUGUGUGUGUGUGUGUGGGUGCGUGUGUGAGUCUGCGAGCGUGUCCAUGUGAGCGUGUAUUUGCAUGUGUUUACGAGCGUGUGUUCGUGUGUGUGCGUGCGCGUGCGUGUGCGUGCGUGUGUGUGUGUGUGCGUGUGUGUGUGUGUAAUUGGACAGAGGGGAGAACUGGGCAGUGACUUCAUGGGCGUCUGCCGAACCUCUGCAGGAAGAACGUGGAACAUGACAUUAAAAAGAUAUCCCUGAAAGCAUGUAAGCAGACUAGUGCAGUGGGUAUACGCCUGUUGUCGAUUUAUCUCCUAAUGUGCGCUCUUUUAAAAAGGUACUACCUUACCCGGCAUCCCAUAAUACUAAUCAAUUUAAUCCCUGCUCCUCGCGCUAUGUCAUCCUCAUCCUUGUUGCCAUCCCAACCCUACUGAAUUGAUUAAAAACAGGCCAAAUGGGAAGUGAGUCGACCGAAAGCAUGACGGGAAUGUUCAUUCAACUCAUCACGACAACACGUUUCAAAUCACAUGAGGACAUAUAAACCGAUGUAUUGUUUGGUUUGAUCUGAAUGCAUCCCAUAAUAAGACCUAUGAGAAUCCACUGGUACGCACCCAAGGUCAGUGAAAGGUCAAACAGUUAGAAAGGGUGAACUGCCAGUUCUCACAGUAUUGUUGGGAGAUAAUAAUGAGUGCAUAUCCUAGCAUUCCUUUAGCAUAUUUAUAUAUACAUAUAUAUCAAACAUUCAGCCAUGCCAUACACUCACAGACAGUUAUGGCUCCAUAAGCAUUAUUUACAGAGAGUUCUGUAUCAUUGUCUGAUGGUGACUGUUGGUAGGAGGGGACGUGAUGGCUUUUGUGUUCAUGAAACAUCACGAUGGGGUCUCUGAUCCAGGUCCAACGUCUUCCACACACGGGGAGAAGGCCAGGGUUUUGACUAUGAAUCUAUGUCCAGUGUUCCCGGAAAGAGACCCACAGCAGUGUCCAUUUUGUUUUCUUUCUUUUUUUAAUUCUGGGAGACAGGAUUUGCUUUUUCCUUUUUCCUGUGGGUCAAAAAGCGCAAAACCCAUUGCAGUAUAUUACUGAAGUUAGAUGCAGCAAGAGCUGCAAACUUUUGUUCAAACAAAACAGCUGCAUGAUUUACUUGCUGUGUAUCCAGGUUAACCCAUAUAUGCAGCACACGUACACAAAGACACACAGACACACGCACAAACAGAAACAUAAAGCAGAAACAAGUAGUAGGGUAACCCUGCUAGCAGUACCUAAAAGUGCAAAAAUCUAAAGAAAAAACCUCUUAAAUACUCACGGAGCACCGAACUAGUACUUCUAAUACUACUACUACAACAGCAGCAUGCCAUUCCAGGCUAUUCUGUAUAACCCCCUGCUAGUGGAAUCAUGGGAAAACACAUGAUUUGUUAAGCUUCCUGUGUGUGAAAUGAUCUCAACAGACAGAGAUGUGCUGAAAUAAAGAUUUCACCAUGAAGGAUGA